Solanum verrucosum is the source of this 641-nucleotide messenger RNA. RefSeq lists its product as uncharacterized. The transcript is spliced from 3 exons. The coding region runs from base 165 to 449 and encodes 94 amino acids. The record is from RefSeq and is a predicted model, not a curated record. Lineage: Eukaryota; Viridiplantae; Streptophyta; Magnoliopsida; Solanales; Solanaceae.
GCAGCGAAAUUCUCCAUAGUUCAGAAAUCAGAUAGAAGGACCCGACCCGGUCGGUCUAUAUUUUCAUUCCGAACCGCAAUACACCAAAUUGGGUAAAUAUAAACCCUAGCCAUCCAACAAAAACCCUAGAAUCCAUUGAAAGCAAAAUAGAAAGGGGUUGAAAGAUGACACAAAAGGCAAAUCUUUUCAAAGGUCAACAGAAGAAGAAACCAGUACCGAGUCGACAUGGAAAAGCUCCUCAAAUUCGCAAAGGGAAGAGAGCGGUGAAACCAUCGAAGAACACAAAGCAGAUGGACGUCGAUCGGGAAUUGACAAAGUUUAUUAAUCAGUGCAACGAAACAAAAGCAGCCACUUUUGCUACUAAGGAUGGUGGUCAAUUAUGUAUACUUAAAAAACCUGAGACCUCCAGUAAAAAGCCUGAAUCCUCCAGUGGUGCUGCAAAGAAGUAGUGUCUUUGGAAUCAAUUGUAUAAACAAAAUUUUGUAUGCCAGUUUGUUUGCUAAGAUCUUCCUUUUCAUCUUUUUAAGACCAAGUUUUGAGUCUCUUAUUAUUAUUUUUUAAAUGGAUCGAUCUAUUUUCGUUUUUGGGUUUUUAUUUUCUUCGAUUAGCAUGUACCUUGUUUAAGGAAAAGUACAAUCAGG